UGGAACUCUGUAUUUUGUGCUUUGUGUACUCUCUCUCUCUCGUGGGGGUUUCCUCCCUCGGUGAUUAUAAAUCAAACCCAUUUCCUCCUUUUGCUGAUAUAGAAUCAAUUCCACACCCUUAAGGCAAGUCUUACAUGCAAGUGGCCUCCUAGCUAGCUAAUAUAGUAAUGGAGCUGAUAGUUAUCACUACGCUGUGUGUUCUCCUCUUGGCUUUGCUUACACCGUCUGCUUCUCUGCAAAUUCGGGCGCAAUCAUCAGAUGACAACGCCAAUGAAGUUCAGCAUGAUGCUCUCCCUGCACUGCCAAGGAAGAUCAGACUCUUUGAGGAUAAAGGAUAUCGAAGUCAAGAUCAUUUCCAAACUUACAAUGGACAAAAGGAAUAUGUUGCAGGCAAGUCGUACGACAAAGAUGAGCAAGUGAUGGUGCAUGGGCAUGGGAGGCAAGGGACACGGCAGGAAUGGGUGGAUCAGGGGGCAGAAACUUCCCCAUUUUACACAAUGGAUUAUACCCAUGUCAGAAGACGACGCCACAUUCAUAACAAGUCCAUGCCAGUUGCUCCAUGAAACAUAGGAGAAGAUGUCGGAUUUCCUUCCCGGAGCAGAUCAGAACACACAGUACUUCUAGCUUGUUUGGAUACAGUUUUGCAAAACUAAACAUCAUCAUCAUGUUUAUUAAUGUAAUUAGGGAAAUGAGGAAUGUUUUGUCUUCUUCUAUAUAUUCAUAUGAGGUUUGUGGCCGACAUAAAGGAGCAAAACCCUAGGAGUUGUUAGAAACAAGAGGUUCUUUGUCUGAUCUCCUACUUUUUCUUGCUAGUCAAAUGUGGGGUUAGAAACCCAAGUAUAUCAGGACGGUGUCACGACUCACGAUCGAUCGAGUUGCAUGCUAAUUACGAUCAUCUUUGUACUAGAUGGAGGGAAACCGAAAUUUGA
Messenger RNA from Juglans microcarpa x Juglans regia, 929 nucleotides. Its product is annotated as protein GOLVEN 6. NCBI's taxonomy places the organism in Eukaryota, Viridiplantae, Streptophyta, Magnoliopsida, Fagales, Juglandaceae. The transcript is spliced from 4 exons. Bases 168 to 563 code for a protein of 131 amino acids. The record is from RefSeq and is a predicted model, not a curated record.